This is a messenger RNA of Temnothorax curvispinosus, 470 nucleotides long. RefSeq lists its product as uncharacterized. The transcript has 3 exons. NCBI's taxonomy places the organism in Eukaryota, Metazoa, Arthropoda, Insecta, Hymenoptera, Formicidae. The annotation marks the transcript as partial. Gene Ontology annotation, cellular component: membrane. Gene Ontology annotation, biological process: sensory perception of smell. Gene Ontology annotation, molecular function: odorant binding; olfactory receptor activity. The record is from RefSeq and is a predicted model, not a curated record.
CACCAAUAUUGCUAGACAUUGUGAUGCCUCUUAACGAAUCACGUUCGCGAUUCUUCGUCAUCGAAGUCGAAUUUAGAGUGAAUAAAGAUGAAUAUUUUCUACCAAUUUUUUGUUACAUUUCCGUUCUAGCUAUUGUGAGUAUAAACAUCACGGUAAGCGUUGAUACAAUGCAUAUCGCAUGUACCGCGCAUGCAUGCAGCUUAUUUGCGGCUGUCAGUAAGCAAAUGGAAAAUAUAAUGUUAAAAGUAAACGACAAUAACAAUGAUAUUGGGGAAAAUAAGUCUAGUAUAAAUAAGAAAUUUGAUUUGUGUGUAUCAAGCGAAAAAAUGAUAUACUGGAAAUACGUAACAUGUUUAAAAAAACAUCAGCUUGCUAUAAAAUUUGUUGAUGUAUUAAAUUCAUCGCAUCAAGGAUAUGCAGUGAUUCAAUUAAUAAUACUUAUUCUAAUCGUGAAUCUAAUUGGACUUCGA